AGGACCCUGUGCCGAGUGGUUGCCCGGUGGCCAUAAUCAGCACUUGGAACCCAGUCGGGCAGUGAGCCUGUACACCAUAGGGAACCAUCACAGCCCAGAGGGUAGCAAGCCUGCUCGCCAGAGGAGGCAUCCAUUUUCCGUGGUGAAUCCAGAAGUAGUCUCUUGCCUUAAAGACCUUGGACCCAGGGAUCACUGGGAAGCCCCUCAACCAGCCAUUCAGCAAGGCCUGUGAGUCCUAUCUCUGUGUCCUGUACCUCGUCCUGACUGUGUUCCCAAGGAAAGUCAUCAUGGAUCCUACUGAGAACAGCCAGAGCUCCAACCUCCCUGACAGCACUCAGUCCCAAAGGGAGGCAAGGGGCCCCGAGGGUGUCCAGGUCCCCUUAGCUGAGGUGGGGGAGGCUGAGGCCACUGCCACCCCCUCAGGGGGUGUGUCUGUUGGGACAAUGCUCAGUUCUCCCCAAAAUGCUGAGAGAGCUUCCUCUCCUCCCACCACCCUGGGCUCCAUUGCAGGGGCGCCAUCUGCUGAGGCCUCUAGAAACCAAGCUUGUGAAGUAGCCCACCCUGAGCAGCCCCUGCAGCCUGAACUCCAUAGUAAGAUAGUUGAUUUGGUUUUCUUCCUGCUCCGCAAGUACAGGAGGAAUCAGCUAACAUCUAGGGCAGAAAUUCUGCAUAUGGUCAUCAGAGAGUAUGAGGCCCAGUACUCUGUGAUCUUUACUAUGGCCACUGACUGCCUGAGACUGAUAUUUGGCCUUGACAUAAUAGAAAGGGAUCCCGGUGCCCACUCCUAUGCUCUUGUCCAUGCACUAGGGAUCACUUAUGAUGGGAUGCAGCAUGGUUUCCCAGGCAUACCAAAGACAGGCCUGGUAAUAGUCAUGCUUUACAUCAUCUUCAAAGAGGACAAUUGUGUCAGAGAGGAGGAGCUGUGGCGUAUAUUAAAUAACAUGGGGCUUUAUGCUGGGAGGAAUCAUUUCAUAUUUGGGGAGCCCAGGAGACUCAUCACUGAGCAUUUUGUGCAGGAAGAGUACCUGGAGUACAGGCAGGUGCCAGACAGCCAUCCUCCUAGCUACGAGUUUCUGUGGGGCCCCAGGGCCCAUGCAGAAACCACCUAGAUGAAAAUGUUGAGAUUUUUUGCCAGCAUGUUUAGACGGGAUCCCAGGUCCUACCCCCACAUGUAUGCGGAGCCUUUGAGAGAUGAGGAACAGAGGAUCCAGGCAUAAAACCCCCAGCAGAUGAUACUACUGCCCUGAGCAGGACACAUGCUAGUGUCCUGGAAGAUUCCAACCAACACCAGAACAGGCAGAGUCAGAGAUCUAAGGACUUGAACCCUCACCAGAGUGGGACAACAGCACGAUCCAUUUCAUUCUUCUUGUUCUCACCGGGUGACUUGGGCAUUCUUGUUGUUUCAAAGUAUUUCUACUUUGUUUACUGAAAGGUCCACUAUUGCCGAUGUCUUAAGUUUGUGAUUAUAAUUUGUAACUGACCUACUUUGUUGACCUAUGUUAGGAGAAUUUUAUCAGUUUGUAAACAGUUGAGAAUAAUGAUGUCUUAUUUGGAUUUACUCUGGCAAUGGGAAAGAACUUGUCAUUUUUAAGG
This is a messenger RNA of Mesocricetus auratus (golden hamster), 1593 nucleotides long. RefSeq names its product melanoma-associated antigen 11. The transcript has 4 exons. The record is from RefSeq and is a predicted model, not a curated record. NCBI's taxonomy places the organism in Eukaryota, Metazoa, Chordata, Mammalia, Rodentia, Cricetidae. Gene Ontology annotation, cellular component: nucleus. The coding region runs from base 288 to 1109 and encodes 273 amino acids. Gene Ontology annotation, biological process: negative regulation of transcription by RNA polymerase II.